AUGGCACCAAGAAAGGCGCCUUCGGCCAGUGCCGAGAUCUCUCUGGUGCACCUGAAGAACUGCCUCGUCAACCUGCCGGCAUCGCUGGUGUCGUUGCUGGUAAACGUCAACACCCCCGCGCAAAAUGUCGUCGUCGAGCUUAGUUUCCGGGGUGCUGCCGUGUCCAACGGCGCAUCCGCCGACUCCGGUCCGACGAAAUCCGCGCAACGAUCCGUAUUCCUGGGCUGGACCGGUAUGCCGAGCAAGAAGAAGCUGGUGCCCCUGAUCCACCGUGACGGGUUCUCCGGGUCAAGAGGAGGAGUCAAGGAGCAAGAGGUGGCGCUCGUCGAGAUCGACCCGGUCCUGGCAGAGACGCUCGGCCUGCACGAUGGGCAGAAGGUCACGGCCAUUGUCCACGUCGACCCGCCCUUGGUGCACACAAUAAACAUUGAGCCCGUCACGCCCGAGGCAUGGGAGAUCAUCGAGCUGCACGCAAACUUUCUUGAGCUUAACAUGCAGCACCAAGUGCGCGCCGUGCCCAACCCCGCCUACGUUCUGCCCGCUGGGGCCGGGUCAAACACACAUCCUCUGACGCUGCAUCUAUCACCCACAUCUACUGCCAAUGUCAAUGUGGUAUCCCUGGAGCCGGCAUUGCCUUCAGACGCGCCGUUUGCCAAGAUCGCCCCCGACGCCGAGGUCAUUGUCGCGCCCAAGGUACGGUCAAAGCCGAGCAGGGGCAGCCGGGAGAGCCGAAGUGUCGCCAGCACAUCUAAGAAGAGCGGCAAGAGCACACCAAGCACGGUCAGGCGGAAGAGCGGUCGGGAAGAGCGCAAGCCGGCUCUUUUCCUCCGUGGUGUCUCACGGACGUACCUCGAUGACUAUUUCGACGACGAGACGGGCGCAGAAGACCUAACCGUGUGGGUCGACCGAGACCAGCUCUUCUCUCAAGACUUUCGUGGUGUCAAGUGGGUGACGGCAAACAUUCUGCGGCCGACACACAUGCCUGCCAAGGCAGACGCGCAAAAGCAGGUCAAUGGGGAUGGCGCCGCGCCCCCGGUGGAGGUGGCGACUAGGGUCGUAGCCCAGUUGCGCGCCUGGGACGAUCCUCCGAGUGGCCAAUUGACAGCCCUAUCGGCACCGCUGUGCGCGGCGCUUGGGUGCCAUCACAUGGUUGGUGGUGUGGUCAAGCUAGAACCAGCAUCGGCGCCGCUACAGCGCGGCUCGGUGCAGAAGCUCAAGAUCUUCCCCUUUCAGGACGAGCAUGCCAGCCAGCCGGUGGGCUUCCGAUUCGGGGGCGAGUCAAAGGCAGAGCGCGAAGAGUCGGCUAAGAGGAUCAAGCACAUUUAUGCCGGAAAAGCAUCAAAGGGACUGCUGCAAGGGCCACUGACCGACGGGCAGGUGCUUGGGGUUCACGACGGAAUGGAUGCCCCAUACGGCUGGGCGGGAGGCAUCCUGCGGUUCGAUCCGCCACCCAAGGCCGUGCAAGGCGUCAAAAGUCCCGGCCAUUGGAUCGCCGCACAAGAUCAUCAAGUGGCCAUCGAGGUCCAGGCGCCCAUACCCCGCCUCUCCUCGCACGCCGACGCGCAGUCCCAUGGUCUCUCCAAGGCUGGCGAUAUCCUCGUCGGCAUUGAUGCCCUGUUAGCUGAGCUUGAAUCGCAUCUCUCACACCUUUCUUCCGUCCUCCUAACCGGCGCCCAAGGCGCUGGCAAGACUUCUGUGGCACAGGACCUGGCGAACCGGCUGAGACGCGACCAGCUCUUCCACACGACCUAUUUCCCGUGCCGAAAGCUCGUCAACGACGAGAGUAGGAUCACCAACAUCAAAGAGACACUAAACAAGCUCUUCAUGGAGGCAAGCUGGGGUGCAAGGCUCGGCGGGAAGGCUGUCGUCAUUCUGGAUGACCUGGACCGUUUGUGUCCCGUCGAAACGGAGCUACAGGUAGGCAAUGAGAAUGGGCGGAGCCGGCAGAUCAGCGAGGCUAUCUCGUCCAUUGUGCGGCAGUACUGCGGCAGAGACAGCAACGUGGUGCUCCUCGCCACGGCGCAGGGCAAAGAAUCCCUUCACAAUGUCAUUGUGGGCGGACACGUCGUGCGCGAGAUCGUGGCGCUCAAAGCCCCCGACAAGGAGGCGAGGCGCAAGGUGAUGGAGGCUAUCGCACAGCAGAACUCGGUGCCCGCUCAGGACAGGUUCAACAGGCCUCCGACCAGCGAUGGCGGGAGCCGGCCGACAACGGCCGACGGGAGUGCACGAAGUGAGGAUGGUGCAUGGAUGGACGGCGCUAGCCAGGCGAGCAGGCACUACUCUGCUCCCGAGACUACCGGGUUCGUGCUGCAGGACGACCUCGACUUCCUAGACAUUGCCGGGCAGACCGACGGCUACAUGCCUGGAGACCUCAACCUUCUAGUCGCCCGCGCACGCAACGAGGCGCUCAUGCGCUCGGUGACCGAGUCUCCACUGGACGACGGCUCUGGCUCGGUCGAGCUGGCGCGCGUAGACUUUGAUAAUGCGCUCAAGGGCUUCACGCCCGCGUCCCUGAGAAACGUAACGCUGCAGAGCUCGACGACGACCUUCUCGUCUAUCGGCGGCCUGCAGGAGACGCGCCGCGUCCUCCUCGAGACGCUCGAGUACCCGACCAAGUACGCACCCAUCUUUGCGAAGUGCCCCCUCCGCCUGCGGUCGGGCCUGCUCCUCUACGGCUACCCGGGCUGCGGGAAGACCCUGCUCGCCAGCGCCGUGGCGGGCGAGUGCGGCCUCAACUUCAUCAGCGUCAAGGGCCCGGAGAUCCUGAACAAGUACAUCGGCGCGUCGGAGAAGAGCGUCCGCGACCUGUUCGAGCGCGCGCAGGCGGCUAAACCGUGCGUGCUGUUCUUUGACGAGUUCGACUCGAUCGCGCCCAAGCGCGGGCACGACUCGACGGGCGUGACGGACCGCGUGGUCAACCAGCUCCUCACGCAGAUGGACGGCGCCGAGGGCCUCUCAGGUGUCUACGUGCUAGCCGCUACCUCCCGCCCGGACCUCAUCGACCCGGCGCUGCUGCGGCCGGGGCGGCUGGACAAGUCGCUGCUCUGCGACUUCCCGGGGGUCGAGGACCGGCUCGACAUCAUCAAGGCGCUGGCCAAGAAGGCCAAGCUCAGCGACGACUUCCUCAGCUCCGAGGACGACCUUCUGGAGCUGGCCCGCCGGACGGAGGGCUUCUCGGGCGCGGACCUGCAGGCGCUCGUGUCCAACGCCCAGCUCGAGGCGAUCCACGACGUGCUCGAUGGGCCCGACCAGGCCAGUUCGGCCACCGCGAGCGGCCGCCGUGGAGGAGGAGCGGGCGCGAGGAAGACCGCAUCGUCCCUUGCUGCGGCGACCAGGAAGUUUGUGCAGUUCCGCUACGGCGGCGGCGGCGGCGGCGACGACGAGGCGGACGGCGCCAAGCCCAAGUCCGUUCAGCUCGCGGAGCAGGCGGCCAUCGCGGCCAAGCUCAAGAGCAUUAAGGUGGCGAGGCAGCGCAGCAAGGCCCUGAAGGGGGGCGGCGGCGACGAGCACCGCGGCGGCGCUGACGGCGCCCAGGCUGAGCACAAGGAGGUCGUCAUCGGGUGGAAGCACUUUGUCAAGGCGCUCGAGGGCACGCGGGCGAGCAUCAGCGUGCAGGAGCGCGCGCGGCUGGAGAGGAUCUACCGCGAGUUCGUGGUCGGGCGCAGCGGGGAGAUGAAGGACGGGCAGGGGAGCAUGGAGAUUGGGGGCCGCAGCAGCCUCAUGUGA
This is a messenger RNA of Thyridium curvatum, 3726 nucleotides long. RefSeq lists its product as uncharacterized. The record is from RefSeq and is a predicted model, not a curated record. NCBI's taxonomy places the organism in Eukaryota, Fungi, Ascomycota, Sordariomycetes, Thyridiales, Thyridiaceae. Gene Ontology annotation, molecular function: ATP hydrolysis activity; ATP binding. Gene Ontology annotation, cellular component: peroxisomal membrane; peroxisome; cytosol. The transcript is spliced from 2 exons. Gene Ontology annotation, biological process: protein import into peroxisome matrix. The coding region runs from base 1 to 3726 and encodes 1241 amino acids.